Castor canadensis (American beaver) is the source of this 1032-nucleotide messenger RNA. RefSeq names its product transcription elongation factor A protein-like 3. The record is from RefSeq and is a predicted model, not a curated record. NCBI's taxonomy places the organism in Eukaryota, Metazoa, Chordata, Mammalia, Rodentia, Castoridae.
GCCAGCCCUGCGGUGUGGUCCUGGACCCUGCAACAGCACAGAACCUGCUGCCUGAGCUGCUGGGCUACUUGCAGCCCGAGAAGCACGGGCCUGUCAAGGGUCCCCUCAGGUCUGUGCAUCUGUGGUUCCCUGUGCUCUGCAAGGCCUGAAAAAGGGGAGCAACCUGCCCAGAGUCCCUGCAGGACAGGAAAAAGAGAGAAAUCACGACAUGGAAGAACUCCACAGUGAAAAUGAAGGAAAACUGGAAAAGGAGGGAAAGUCAGAAGAUGAAGUAGAACCUGAAGAUGAAGGAAAGUCAGAAGAAGAAAAGCCAGACAUUGAGGGAAAGCCAGCACGUGAGGGAAAGCUGGAGGAAGAGGGAAAGCUAGAAGAGGAGGGAAAAGCUCAGGAUGAGGGCAAGUCAGAAAAGCAGGGAAAGUCUUCUGAAGGUGAGGGCAAGCCACAAGGGGAGGGCAAGGCAGAAUCCCAGGCAAAGCCAGCCAGCCAGCCACGCGCUGCUGAGAAGCGCCCAGCUGAAGAUUAUGUGCCCAGGAAAGCAAAAAGAAAAACGAACAGGGGGACUGACGACUCCCCCAGGGACUCUCAGGAGAAUUUGCAGGACAGGCAUUUGAGCAGUGAGGAGAUGAGAGAAUGUGGAGAUGUGUCAAGGGCUCAGGAAGAGCUGAGGAAAAAACAGAAAAUGGGUAGCUAUCACUGGAUGCAGAGAGAUGCCCAGGAUGCAUUCGCCCCCAGGGGCCAACGUGGUGUCAGGGGAGUGAGGGGCGGAGGUAGAGGCCAAAGGGGUUUACACGAUAUCCCAUACCUUUAAUGCCUUUGGCCUUGGAUUCUGACUUCUCUGAUGGGGACAUUGCAGGCCCUGCUUUCUUUCCCUGGUAGAUACUUGCCAGGCCCUGUGCUUUAACCUUAAGCUGAGACUUUGCUUUAGGUGUCACUGCCCUAACCAGAAGCCUUUCCACCCAACCACAGCGCUCUUUUAGUACAGGUUUUUUUCACCCAUGUGCAUGGAAGAGAUGUUCAUGGUACACUGUAAAA